AUGAGUGAAGGACCAUCAGAACCAAUCGAAGCCUCCAUCACUCCUGAUGAGGCCAAUAGGAUCAUACACUCACAUCGUAAAGUUCGCUAUGGGACCGCUUGCUGGCCUUGCAGGCAACGCAAGGUCAAAUGUGAUAAUAAACACCCAUGUGAGAAUUGUGUGAAGAGGGAUCACGCUCUCUUAUGUUCGUACAAUCCUAAGAAUCGGGAUCUCGGGAAGACGAUACCGACGGCUUCAGUAGCUGGAGUUAAAAGAGCCCGUACCCCAGAUAGUGCCAGUGAUUACUCUGGUAGAAAAGAGGACGGCUGGCCAAGAACAACAGAAGAAGAUGAUCCAAACGAAUCACGAUAUCUUGGGCAGAAUUCAAUCGCAGCUUUUUUGAGUGAAGAGGCUCAGAUUGGAUCAUCACCGGGCGAAGGUGAGCACGAUGUCAUUCGGAAAGACAUUAUGCCUAUACUAGGUUUACAAAUAUCAACGGCACCAUACCCGUUUAUGUCGAAAGAACACAUGGAUAAAAUAAGACAUGACAUUGCUAUGGCAUUGCCGUCGGACAAGGAUGUCUUAAAAUCAUUCCAGAUAUAUAAACAGAUAGUUCAACCGUUUUGGGGCCUGCUGAUUGAUAUUGAUGACUUUGAGACGAAGUUGUGCAUAUACCUGGAAGAUCGGGCUAGUUCUGCAAAAAGUAGGAAUCCAAAUCAGAAGGGGGUAUCGUCAGCCUGGCUUGGGAUGCUAUUCGCAGUCCUUGCUGUAUCAUCAAAUUACGCUGAAACUACAUAUCACAGACGUGUAGCAGCCUCACAAUCUUUCGUUCAAACAUCAUUCCAUUGCCUGAGGCUAUCUAAUUUCUUGAUUCGCCCAUCGUUGGAUUCAUUGCAAGCACUCUUAAUUCUUGGAUUUGUUCUAGCCAAUGAUAUGAAAGCUGAGGCAUCGUGGGCAUUAAUAGGUCUUACUUGUAGACUUGCUCAAGCUCUAGGCCUUCAUAGGGGUCCUAACGAGAGCGGUAGAUUCACAUCUUCUGAGGAUAAUGAUUUACCUCGUCGUAAACUCUGGUGGACAAUCGUCUGGCAAGAUAGUUUACUCUCAUUGUCAUUUGACCGAUCUCCAAUCGCUGUGAUCACGAGAUGUAAAGUCCCUCUAAGCCCCAUCGCUUUGACGGAGGGGUUCACCUACACAGAAGCUAUGUAUCAUCUAUGUCAGAGAGUAUUGGAUUUCGUCAAAAAUGAUUCGGUAUCUGAGCCUGAUUAUAAUCAAAUCAUCGCCAAUUCAGUCGACGUUGAGAACAUUCGUCAAAGAGUUCUCCCGGCACUCCGUAUCAAAGAUAAAUGCAGGACAGUUCAAGAUAGAUUACAAUACUUCGCUCUUCGUCUUCACACAUCUUUUGUCGUCUCGGUGUUAUGCCGACCCGCUCUUCGACGCGGUGAAAAUGGAAUGUCUUCCGACCAGAAAGCAAUCAUUGCAGAAAAGUGUAAGCAAAAUCUCACGGAGACUGUUAGAAUGUAUUUGAAAAUGCACUCAUUGAGCGUUAUACCAACACGUUCAUGGGCAUUCACCUACCAUGGCCUCUCAUCUGCAGUUCUUCUGGGGAUCUUGGGUGAAACCAAAACAGACCCGGAAGUUCGACAACUACAAGGAGAUUUAAUAAGUGCUCUGUCGGUUACUGCAGCAAAAGAACAACCAUCCACCAUUCCCAAAUCAGAUAAGGAUAUUGAACUCAGCGGACCUCUAUCAAGAGCUUUGGCUGCUCUGAAAAAUAUAUAUGAUCAUGGAUGGGUGGUUGAACAACAACAAAUUCAACAACAAUCGGUUAUGGUACCGGAAGCUCAGAUAAUACAGGGCCCAGACUUCAAAUCUACAAGUGAAUAUGAACAACAAAAUGCUGCGCUUGCUAUGGCUUCUAUGCAAAAUGGGAUAGUACCACCUAUGGAAUAUGCGCAACAAGUGCCGAUGAAUAAUAUGAGUGGUGAUAUGCAGUCUGUAGAACAGACGUUGAAUAUGUCACCGAUGGAUUUAUUCGAUUCAAUUUUCUGGGAACCUUACCCUCAAAAUGGUCUCGAAACAGGUUUCGAUUAUGCCGGUGCACCUUUUUACCCGCAAGCACCCUUUUGAAGGGUAUCAAUCUUUAUUAGCUGCCUUAGCUUAAUGUUUUAUAAUGACAAUGAGGAUGGCCUGUUUGGCCCGAGAAAAGUUUUAACGGGG
Molecule: messenger RNA, 2196 nt
Organism: Botrytis fragariae
Lineage: Eukaryota; Fungi; Ascomycota; Leotiomycetes; Helotiales; Sclerotiniaceae
Product: putative fungal specific transcription factor domain-containing protein
Exons: 8
Coding region: 1-2106 (701 amino acids)
Biological process (GO): regulation of DNA-templated transcription; DNA-templated transcription
Molecular function (GO): DNA-binding transcription factor activity, RNA polymerase II-specific; zinc ion binding; DNA binding
Source: RefSeq, a predicted model, not a curated record